Amoebophrya sp. A120 is the source of this 2536-nucleotide messenger RNA. The record is from the annotation of a GenBank genome assembly. NCBI's taxonomy places the organism in Eukaryota, Dinophyceae, Syndiniales, Amoebophryaceae.
AUGCCUCGGGUUCUUGUUCUGUACCUUCACAAUGUUGUCGCGUCGGCGGUUCCGGAGGAGCACGAACCGCCCGAGCGGUUCACUGCAGCGAAUAUCGAGCCGUAUUCGGGAGUGUCGUGGAUGCUGGGCCGCAUCGUCGCCGCAGAUGUGCUGGAGCGAGUGCUGUUUCUGGGAUACCAAUUUCCGGCGGAGGUGGAACUGCGUCGAGAAGCAGUGGAUAUGGAGGACGAAGAGGAGACUGCGUUUCUUCAGGAGGAUAACGCAAGCUACUCAGGUAAGGCAAGAUCCGCGAGGACGGCAGAGAUGUUGCCAGCCCAGUUGCAAUUUGACUCCUACUUUGUCCACCUCGCGCCAACUUACGUGCGGCAGAUGCGGUUGAUAUUCGCAGACGUGCGUCGCGUCUUCGGGACGCAGUUAGAAAGAAGCGAAGCUGCCUUGCGAAGCUUUUGGCGUGCUGCCUUGGACGACUUGUACGCCGGAGGGCGGGGGGGCUCCGCGGAUUUGCCAGCACAAAGCGCGAGCGACGUUCGCCAAAAUAUGCCUCUGUCACCGCUGCUGCGCACCAAAACCGAGACCAAUGCCGAGCACCAACGAAACAUGUACCAUCGUGGGCUGCGGAGCGUGCCGGUGCACUCGUCCGCGCCGGAAGGCCAGGCUCUGUCGGAGGAAGCGCAAGCGGGUGCCGCCGCCACCUCCUGGGAGAUGUCAGUUUCUGAAGUCUUUCACGCGUUCAACUACUCAAGCACCCUAGCCGUAGGACCAUCAUCUGCGAGCCCUUCUGCUCCACAAGAGCGGUCACCGCACAAAAGCGCAUAUGUGACAAACAAGAGAUACCGCUUGAUAGACGCAGCGCUCGCACUGCUGCACAGUGACCGAUUUGGGCCCUUCACGGCGACGCUGCUCGAAGCCGUCCGCACAACCGUCGAAUGGGCCGAGGAGCGACGGUCUGACGACCCGCGCGGCGCAGUCAUUCAGUGGAUCAAGCCGGGGAAGCGGCUCUUCGAGGUGCGGCAAACUCCGCAGACCGUGACGGUCGCGUUGCAGCGCCGCGACCCCUACUUUGAGACAUUUCCCUCGGCGUCCGUGUCGGAAGAGGGGCAGAACCCGGUCGAGUACCUGUUUCUCAAGUCGUGUCUGACCAAGAGUUUUUUCCAGUCGGGCGUGCGGCUGGAGGACCUCGACAUGGCCAAGCAGCGGAAAGAGGAGUCUGCCAACAUCGGAUUCGCGGUAGCCUCGACGGUUCUGCGGGAAGUGGACGCGCCGCACGCACUGGUCAACGGGGGCCUGCUCAACCUCGUCCGCCACUGCACGAUCAAGGACUGGGACAUCGAUUUUGUGGUAGACCGGAAGUGGAUGCUGACUAGGAGCACGGAAACCUCGGCGAACGACCGCUUUCUGUUCAACAGCGAGCGGAUAUCUGCCAGAUUCGGCUUGUACCGGCUUUACGCCUUGUCGGUGCAAUCUUGGAUGAGUGCUUUCGGUGGUCGCGCCGGACUAGAACCAGCACAGGCGAAAGAAUUACAAACUGAAGCCGUACUGCACGGCAGUAGCAGUGGCAGCGGUCUUCUGCCUCCUGGCACCUCUUUGACCACGUCCGCAACGCCAACGACCGCAGACUUGAAUGUCACUGACAGAGAGAAGGAUCUCGCGGCGCAGCUCGUGACCAUGGAGCGGGCGGCGGACCCGAGUGUCGACCAGAAAAUCGUCCCAAUGGACGCCGCGUGGCAGGAGAGCUCGGGAUCUAUGCUGGACCUCUUGCCGCAGGUGGUGGAGGAGUCCUAUUACUUCGACCGCUAUGGGUAUGCAAGAAAAAAACUGUGUAAGGGUAAGUCUGUGAUGCAGAAAAUGCAAAACAGUUACGCUUGUCAUGCUCUACAUGCAUGAUAGGCUCGCUUCCUACGUGUUUUCCCGUCCUAUCUGCGCAUGACAAGUUUUUCCUGUCAUGGCAGACGAACUUGUGAUGCUGUUUUCCCAAAAGACCUACACUAACACAGUUUUUUUCUUGGAUAAUGGCCGCACCGUGGAGACCUUGGACGUCGGAAUUUAUGACGAGCUACGGAACAACGUGGACUUAAUGAAGGUAGACCUCUUCUACGGACGGGUGUCUCCGUCGCUGGGCGUUGACAGUACAGGAAAUAAGCAAGCACGAGCGACGCGGCCUGGCAUCUUUGACUCCGGUGAGGGCGAUGACGAAGAUGCUCUUGAAGGAGGAGCCACAGUUGGAAGAAUCGCGGGGGAAGAACACAUAAGCAGUGGCAACUGGAACAGCUGCGGUUUAUCUUACUACAUGUGUGGAAACAAAACGAUAGAGUGCUGUCUUGCGCCCUUUACGAGGACCGUGCUGAAGCCGCGUCCGCGAAUCGUUGAGCGCAUCGUAACUUUCAGCUACGACGAAAACAAGGUCGUGCGUAUUCCUUGGCCGCCGGACGCUGCUCUCGAUCAUUACUACCGCGGAGGGUUUAUGUGGCCCCAACCUGGGUACGGAACGGAGAAGCAUGUGCUGGCAUGGAAUACCGCGUGUAAGGUUGCUCUCUGA